Molecule: messenger RNA, 5114 nt
Organism: Bombina bombina (fire-bellied toad)
Lineage: Eukaryota; Metazoa; Chordata; Amphibia; Anura; Bombinatoridae
Gene: GOLGA1
Product: golgin A1
Exons: 24
Coding region: 316-2820 (834 amino acids)
Cellular component (GO): Golgi apparatus
Source: RefSeq, a predicted model, not a curated record
GCCACAUCUACCGUACAUUUGUGCUUACCGGGGACAGCUGGAGACCGAAAACUUGAGACAUUGGACUGACUUAUUGAUACCGGCAAGUGGUGACACAAGGCUAAAACACUCCCUAUACGGAUAUAUAGUGAGAAAACACCGGAAACAGCUACACCGAGAUGUAUGGAUUGCUGUCAGAUGGUCAGAGAGUUUAUUGAGCGCAGAUCAGCAGUGUAACACACAUCUCCAUCCAUCCAAAACUUGCUUCACAUUGACCGAGCAAGUCAAACGUCCUGAGGCCUGUGCUGGUGAGAAGCGUGUCCAGGCUGGAAAACCAUGUUUGCCAAGUUGAAAAAAAAAAUAGCCGAAGAGGCCACUAUCACUCCGCGUCCAGGAGGGCCUGCUCGAAUCCCACGCACCAUCAGCAAAGAGUCCAUAACAUCAGCAGGAGCAGACUCGGGAGAUGACUUUGCAUCUGAUGGCAGCAGCUCCCGGGAUGAUCUGUCUUCACAAAUCUCUAGGAGAAAUGAGCAGAUCCGCAGGCUGGAAGCCAAACUGUCAGAUUACGCAGAACAGGUCCGAAACCUGCAGAAGAUGAAAGACAAGCUUGAAAUUGCUUUAGAAAAACACCAGGAUUCAUCUAUGCGGAAGCUGCAAGACCAGAAUGAGGCUUAUCAAGCUAACAGAGCGAAAAUGGCAGAAGGGUUUGCAGUCACAUUGGAACAGAAGGAAAAGGAAUGGACAGACAAACUGGCUGACAUAGAAAGGGAAAACAGAGAGCUUUCUGCCCAGGUUAAAGUCAUGAAGGAGCAGAGUUUGUCCUUGUUCCAGAAAAGAGAUGACCUAGAUGAAUUGGAAGGUUUUCAGCAACAGGAAGUGGCUAAAGUCAAGCAUAUGCUGCUGAAAAAAGAAGAGUUGCUCAGCAAAACACUGCAGGAUUUGGAGACACAAAGGGCUGAAUCUGCUGCAUCUCGAGUGGAGCUGGACAGCAUGAGGACUUCGCACACUCAGCUGAGAGAGGAGUUGCACAAGUUGCAGACGGAGAAUGCUCAGCUGGUACAACAGAGGACAGAGCUGACUGAGGCACAAAAUGGAGCUGAACAGAAGAUAACAGAACUGGAGAGUAGACAGCAAGAGCUCCAAGACUUCAUCCAGAGUCUGUCUCUGGACUUGCAGAAGGCACAAUCGUCGGCCUCGGGCUGUGAAAAGAAACUAAACCAGGUCCAGUCAGAAUAUGAAUCUCUGAAACUGCAGCACCAGCUGCUUCAAUCCAAGGUGGCAAUGGAGGCUGAAGAAAAGGACAAUUUGAUCAAACGUCUUCAAGAAAAGAUUUUGUCACUGGAGAAGACCCUGGAAGGGACUGGGGAGGAAGGCGUGCACGAGCUCCUUAAAGAGAAAGAUGCCUUGGAGAUGAGACUGGAUGAUGCCCAGCAGAAGCUGUUGGAUGCCAAGGUUACGCAUGCAGCGUUAGUCAAGCAGCUGGAUGACCAGGCAACCAAACUUAACCGCGAAGUAGAGGAAGCUCGAGAUCUCCUGACACAGAAGGAGGAGGAACUUGCCCAUUUCAAAGAAGAAAGCUCAUCACAGCUAAUAGAUCUGCAGCAGACAUUAAAGACAACCGGUGAGAGGCUGGAGAGAUUACAGGAGACGCUGGAGUCAAAAGAAGAGCAGGUGACCUCUCUGCAGUCGGAGCUGGCGUCUGAGAGCAGCAGACUAGCACAACAGCUGGCAAGUGUGAAGCAGCAGUGCACAGAAAAGGUGGAGCGGCUCGAGGCGCAGGUGUCUGCUCUGGAGUCAGCACGCGACUUUGACAGGACGGCGGCGCAGCACAAGAUUAGUCAGCUGGAGCAAGAAAAUAAGGAUUUUGAGGCAAAGAGAGAAGAGCUGGAGGCUGCACUGAAGAGGCAGGAGACAGAGCAGGAGAGGCUGAAGGAAGAGCUGAGUAGCAGGGAAAUGGUGAGCGUGGAGAUUGCAAAAGCAUUGGAGGAAUGCAGAAAGCAAAAGGAAGAUCUUCAGCAGGAGGUGAUGAAGCUAUCCGCAAUAAUCAAUGAUCACUCACUGGCAAUGGCACAAACAAAGGAGGAGCUUGCGAGAAGAGACCAGGAAGCUGCCAGACUAAAGGAGGAUUACGAUGCCGCAUUGUUACGCAUACAGCACAUAGAGGCUGAGCUGGAAGACCACAAGUCCAGAGCGAAUCAGAGCAAGGCAUCUGCUGAACAGCACGCCAGCGAGGCCACGGCACAGCUGCAGGAGCACAAAGAGGCUUUAUUGGCCAGUGAGUCUGAGGUGUCCUCAUUACGGGACGAGGUUUCAGCGCUACAUGAACAGCUGCACGGAGCAGGUGCACAGGAACAGAACGGGGAGAUGAAGGCUGGGGACAUUAUGCAGCUGCAGAAGGAGCAUCGAGAGAUGGCACAACAGAUAGCAGAGAAAAACAAGACUAUAAAACAGCUACAGCAGAGGAUGGCAGAAUUAAAGAAGACAUUGCAAAAAGAGUUGAAAAUAAAACCGGAGCCCGAGGUUAACGAAAUGCGUGAGAAGCCGAACUCAGAAAUGUCAGCUCCCGCCUCUCUAACGGUGACUAAUAACUCUGACCUGAACGAUUCACGGGAGAUAAACUUUGAGUAUUUGAAACAUGUAGUGUUAAAAUUCAUGUCUGCGAGGGAGACGGAGGCUUUUCACCUCAUCAAAGCAGUGUCUGUAUUGCUGAACUUCUCAGUGGAAGAAGAAAAUCUGGUGAAAGAAACUUUAGAAUAUAAGAUGUCUUGGUUUGGGUCCAAACCAUCCCCUAAAGGUGCAAUCCGCCCUUCUAUCUCCAAACCGAGAACUACUUGGUCCUGAGCGAUCAGAUGCCUGGAAAUACGUCUUUCUGUGAAAUGAACGUUGAUUGAUUGCAGCCUUGGGAUCUCCGAUCCUUAAUGUAAAUGAGAACUUUUGAGGCUUUUUAGAAGAAUGUUGCCGGCUCUGUUCUGGGUGAUUUGUGUGAUUACCUUGUGCUGCAGCUUUUUUUUUAUGGACUUCCGGGUAUUCCACAUAUUUUAUAUUGCAGGCUGCGGAUACAGCAGCCACCUCAGCGGAGUUCAUGUUUAUCAUUUCCUUUAAACCAAACGAAAUGAACUGUGUGUACCCUGCUGCCAAGCCAUCAGUUUGGGGGCAGAUCUGAGCAGCAUUGCCUUAUAAACGCUGCUUCUUUAGAUACUAUAUACAGACACCAGGGAUAUCUGAGCCUACCAUGUUCUUGUAGUCUUAAUCCCAACAUGGCUAAAGGGCUUUUACUACAGGACUUCUACUACGCCAUCCUGUUCACUGCACACCAAGUAUGAUAUUACGCGGUACAGUAUAGACCUACUGUAUAUGUGCUCUAACCUACUAAUAACUAUUAUUAUUAUUGUAUUUAUCUAACGGUUAUUGCAUUGCUAACCAGUGUAGCACUCACUAACUCAUAUUAGUAAUAACCUGAUAUGCACUUUAGCACUGCCGUGCACUUGAAAUAUAUAGCCACUGGUUGGUUGCGUAUUACAGUAGCUGUAGGCAUGGAUAUUUACAUACACCAGCCCCAAGCUUUGAGCAGCUUGAUAUAACGGGACAUAGUGUGCAAAAAACAACAACAACAACAAACAAUCUGACUUAUGUUUUUGUUCAAAUUCGGGAUCAAACCUUGUCUGGCAGUAGUCGCCAUGUAUAUAGUUGUAACCUGUAGAUAUGAGGCCCUGCUUGUGAUGAUCGGGCUUUGUCUAAAAUUGUGACAGAUGAAGCAUUUAUAGAAUAUUUUAUUUAUUUAAAUAUCCUGCAGGACAGUAGAGAUCCCCAGUCCAGUAGUAAUACUGUGCAACAGCGUUGCAAAUUUUUCCAAAUCAAAAACUUUAAAUCACCAAGUAAGACAAUAUAUACUGUCUCAAUGUUACAAUAAAAUUGCAGCAUAAAAUGUUUAUCCAUGGCAAUAAGGUUUUGAUUCUCUAGCAUUAUAUAUUUUUUUUUAAUUGAUGGACCACUCAAAAGGAUAAAUACAAUAAUCAAAAUUGAUUUACCCAUAAGGGGUGGUACUGGCCUCCACAUAAAUACUAUGAAGAAAACUAAUUUUUGCAGUUCAGUGCAUAGUUGCUGAUGUAUAAUAUUUAUAUAGAACAUGACUUGAGUUGUAAAAUUCUGUUUUUCUUUUAGGUUUAGUUUUUAGUUUAGUUUUUUUUACUUAUUUGCUUCUGUAAGAAUGUGCAGCGGAUACUUCCCCUCUCGGCGGAGCCUACCUUGCACCAAGCAUAACAAUGUGCAGAAGAAUGGUCGCCAUUCUUGACUUUAUAAUAUCUUGUCUUGUGAGUCUAGAUAUACAGCAAAACACUCCAAAGUAAACCCUACAUUCCUAUACAUAAGGUUUUCUUUUCUUAACCUUCUCCGUAGUGUUCUCUAGCACAAGUAUGAGCCGUAAACCUGGACUUAACCACUAGCAAGAAACAAAAAAAAUGGCACAAGGACUUUUAUCAGUUUUUAAAGGUUGUUUUUAUCAGAUCAGAUCACCGUAUGGCUCCUGUAUUUUGUAAACUACGUAGAGCUGAUGGAUAAUUUAAUAUAAAUGUGAUCAUUUACAAUAGCUCAUUUUUAAUUCUGGGUUGAGUUCGAAUAACAAUGUACUACAAUUGUAAUUUUAUUAAGAUGUUAGUAUGUUCCUCCUCUGCUUGCUGCUUCAUGUAUGUUGUUAUCAUUACAGUUUGGCUUUUGCAAAUGUCAUAUCAUCAAGUGUGGUAGAUACUUCCCACAAGUCUUCAUCUUCUUCUCCCCUGUAAUUACCCACUACUAAUCUUUGUUUUAUUCCUGAACAUUUUUUCUUUUUUUCAUGAUAUGGGAAGAAGAUUAUGCCUACUCUCUAUGGUCUCCAGUUACCGCAGGGGUUGGGUCACGCCCUCAUUAUCAGGGCUGCCUUUAAUGACCCCUGACAAAUACCACUAUAAUUUACCAGUCAGAGGACACAAUUUUAUAGUCCACUGGGAAAAAAUGACUAGUCCGCUCACUGAUAAAAAAAUAUUAAAAAUCCAAGUUUCUUCUACAUCUCCUGCAAUUUCUUAAAUGCCUGAAAAUGUUGACUCUGACCAAACUGAUCCAUUCAUUCAUAAUGCUUGGGAAUAAACCCUUUUGGGUGAAAA